This is a messenger RNA of Fibroporia radiculosa, 1599 nucleotides long. RefSeq lists its product as uncharacterized. The coding region runs from base 1 to 1599 and encodes 532 amino acids. Gene Ontology annotation, molecular function: protein binding; mRNA binding. Gene Ontology annotation, cellular component: catalytic step 2 spliceosome. Gene Ontology annotation, biological process: mRNA splicing, via spliceosome. Lineage: Eukaryota; Fungi; Basidiomycota; Agaricomycetes; Polyporales; Fibroporiaceae. The record is from RefSeq and is a predicted model, not a curated record. The transcript is spliced from 6 exons.
AUGUCUCUUCUCCAGGGCUACUCCUCGGACGAAGAUAAUGAUACUCUCGGGGCGACCAACGAUGUCUUUGGGCUUUCAUACCUACCUGUUACGAAGAAACAGCGUCUAGUUGUCGAACAAAGCAAUUCUGCGCCAGCUCUACCUGCCGCAGCGCCAGAUGUUCUUGCUGAAGAUCCCAUGAAGCAGACCUCUCUUAUAACGCGACCGACGGACACGCGCAUGAAUGUCAACAUACCGUACUCGGACAUGGUUUUACCCGUCCAAGGCCCCGAAAAUCCGUUCGGGGAUCGCAACCGUUUUCUUAACCAGAACGCGCUCUCUGGUCACGUAGAAGAGCAGGCGAUGACGGAGCAUGCGUUUCGUCAGCAGCAUAUGACGCAUGCUAUCCUUGGUUACUCUGCUAACCCUUCGGUGGACCCGAACGCGCCCGCAGUACUGGGCUCAUUAGACAAAGCACAGGCCAAUAAUUUUGCCACAAUCGGGGCGCUCAAAACAUCCAAGAAGGAGAAAAACGAACUAAAGCGGAAGCGGAAACCGAAGGGUGACCUGGAGGUUGUCGAAGGCGAUGGUGCUUAUGAAGGUCCGUGGUCAAAGUGGGAAGGCGACGAGCCCGAAGGCUUGCCAUUUGGAGAGGAGGUAGACGAUGCUGAGGAAUCCGAGGAAGAGCCGGAGGAGCCUGUACAAGUGAAAAAGGCGAAACCAAAGCGCGGCGCGCCCGGUCUGGAGUCGUCUGUUUACCACGGGAAGUCAAUGCACGACUACCAAGGACGGACGUACAUGCACCCACCUGUUGCAGAGGCACCGCAAAUACAGUCCGAGGCGGGUUCACAGGAAUCGUUUAUUCCGAAGGUCUGUAUACACACGUGGACUGGCCAUACGCAGGGAGUGUCUGUUGUGCGCCUGUUCCCGAAUACAGGUCACCUGCUGCUCAGCGGAUCCAUGGACACGAAGAUCAAGCUAUGGGACGUUUAUACUCACGGCAAUUGUCUCCGCACCUUCCAUGGACAUAUGAAGGCUGUCAAGGACGUAACUUUCUCGAACGAUGGACGCAAAUUUUUAUCAUGCGGCUACGACCGACAGAUGAAACUUUGGGACACGGAGACAGGCCAGUGCUUGAAGCGAUUCAGCAACGGCAAGAUUCCGUAUGUCAUCAGAUUCCAUCCAGAUGAGGACAAACAGAAUAUCUUCCUCGCGGGUAUGUCGGAUAAGAAAAUUAUUCAGUACGACAUCAACUCCGGAGAAAUCACGCAGGAAUACGACCAGCACCUCGGGCCAGUCAAUACAAUCACCUUUGUUGACGAGAAUCGACGAUUUGUCACUACAUCCGAUGAUAAGACGAUCCGUGCGUGGGAUUUCGACAUUCCAGUUGUGAUCAAGUAUAUCGCCGAGCCGCAUAUGCAUUCAAUGCCUGCGGUAACAAUACACCCCAGCAAAAAAUAUUUUGCCGCCCAGUCUCUUGACAACCAGAUUCUGGUGUACAGCACUGAUAAUUUCAGACAAGCACGAAAUAAGCGUUUCGCAGGCCAUUCGGUAGCGGGAUACGCGUGCCAGGUCGGGUUCUCGCCCGAUGGCUUCCUGCUUUCUGAUGAUGAUUUGUGA